Momordica charantia (bitter melon) is the source of this 1037-nucleotide messenger RNA. Its product is annotated as putative carbohydrate esterase At4g34215. NCBI's taxonomy places the organism in Eukaryota, Viridiplantae, Streptophyta, Magnoliopsida, Cucurbitales, Cucurbitaceae. The record is from RefSeq and is a predicted model, not a curated record.
AUUAGUGUUUGUGGGCUGCUUCUCUUUCUGUGAGUUUCUGAGAAAGAGUAAUCUGAGUUCUUUGAUUAAAAUGGCGGAUUUCAUCUCCUCUCUCAUCCUAUUAUGUUUCAUCCUCAUGUGUUUCUCCGAGGCUACUUCUCCCCCGGAUAAUAUUUUUAUUCUUGGUGGCCAAAGCAACAUGGCUGGUCGAGGUGGUGUCACAUGUGACAAUACGACGAUGCACUACUGUAAAUGGGAUGGGUAUAUCCCGGUCGAGUCUCAAUCUGAAACAUCGAUCAUUCGAUUCACUGCUGGACGCCAAUGGGAAUUAGCCCAUGAACCACUACAUUGGGACAUUGAUCGGAAGAAGACCAAUGGAGUUGGCCCCGGCAUGGCUUUUGCAAAUGAGCUGUUGGCCAAAGCUAACAAGAGCAUUGGAGUUAUUGGUCUCGUUCCUUGUGCCAUUGGAGGAACCUACUUGAGAGAGUGGGUUAAAGGGACCAUUAACUAUACCAAAUUGGUUGAUCGGAUCAAUGCUUCCGAAAUAUAUGGAGGGAAAGUUCAAGCAUUUUUCUGGUUCCAAGGAGAGUCUGAUGCUUCGGUGAGAGUAGAUGCAGAGUUUUACAAACAAAACCUCGCAAAGUUCUUAACUGACCUGCGGAAGGACUUGAACCGCCCAAAACUGCCCAUCAUCUUAGUGAAGAUAACAACGUAUGAUACUCUCAUAAGUCCAAUCAUGAACUACACACAAGUUAUAAGGAGGGCUGACGAGGCAGUGAAACACAAACUACCUAAAAUAAGUACCGUGGAUGCUAAGAAAGCUAUUCAACGUGUUGUCAGUCACCAAAAACCUGGCCUUAACGAAGAUAAAGGCCAUCUUAGCGUCUACUCAGAGGUGGAAGUGGGCAAAAUGUUAGCUCACGCUUAUUUGCAAAAAUUUGCCUAAUUAUUUCCUAAAAAAACAUGGCACUAAUGUUUUUUUUUUCCAUCAACUCUCAUUUGAAGUCUAAGUAUGUAUUUUGUUUAGUUCAACAAUGGCAUGUACGAGUGAUGGUUGA